Molecule: messenger RNA, 4465 nt
Organism: Struthio camelus australis
Lineage: Eukaryota; Metazoa; Chordata; Aves; Struthioniformes; Struthionidae
Gene: GALNT4
Product: polypeptide N-acetylgalactosaminyltransferase 4
Biological process (GO): protein O-linked glycosylation
Cellular component (GO): Golgi apparatus
Molecular function (GO): polypeptide N-acetylgalactosaminyltransferase activity
Source: RefSeq, a predicted model, not a curated record
AUGCCGAUCCGUCUGGCCAGAAGGUGGACGUGGGUCGGCAGAGGCUGCGUCUUGCUUGGCCUCUUGACGGCCGCUUACUUUGCGGUCGAGCUGUCCGUUUCUUCCUUGGGUGCCUCCCUCGCUGGGGGCAGCAUCGCCAGCGGGAAAUGGGAGAGGCACUUUUCCGACAGAGCGAGCGAGGCUGUGGAUUUGGCUCGUCCGGUUUAUGACAAAUCCCCGCCCGACUCCCAUGCCCCAGGAGAAUGGGGUAAGCCCACUCGCCUGCAGCUGAGUCCUGAGGAGAAGAAACAGGAGGCAGAGCUUGUUGAAAAGUAUGCGAUUAAUAUUUAUGUGAGUGAUAAAAUCUCUUUCCAUCGGCACAUUGAGGAUAAUCGAAUGGGUGAAUGUAAGACCAAAUUUUACAACUACAGAAGACUGCCCACCACGUCUGUCAUAAUCGCUUUUUACAAUGAAGCGUGGUCAACGUUGCUGCGGACAAUACAUAGUGUUCUUGAAACAUCUCCUUCAGUGCUUCUGAAAGAAAUUAUAUUAGUCGAUGACUUGAGUGAUAAAGUAUAUUUGAAGGCUGACCUUGAAAAAUACAUAAGCAACCUGAAAAGAGUUCGCUUGAUAAGAACCAACAAACGAGAAGGAUUAGUUCGUGCACGCUUAAUUGGAGCAACCUUUGCUACUGGUGAUGUCCUUACAUUUCUAGACUGUCACUGUGAGUGUGUCUCAGGUUGGUUAGAACCACUGCUUGAGAGGAUUGCUGAGAAUGAGACUGUUAUUAUUUGUCCUGUUAUAGACACCAUUGACUGGAACACGUUUGAAUACUACAUGCAAACAACAGAGCCCAUGAUCGGGGGUUUUGACUGGCGGUUGACGUUUCAGUGGCACUCUGUGCCGAAGCAUGAACGUCUAAGGCGCAAAUCUGAAACUGACCCCAUCAGAUCUCCAACUAUGGCUGGUGGUUUGUUUGCUGUCAGCAAGAAGUAUUUUGAGUACCUGGGUACAUAUGAUACAGGAAUGGAUGUUUGGGGAGGGGAGAACUUAGAAUUGUCAUUUAGGGUUUGGCAGUGUGGAGGCAUUUUGGAGAUUCAUCCAUGCUCCCAUGUAGGCCAUGUGUUUCCGAAGCGUGCACCGUAUGCUAGACCAAACUUCCUUCAGAACACAGCACGUGCUGCUGAGGUGUGGAUGGAUGAGUAUAAAGAACACUUUUACAACAGAAAUCCUUCAGCAAGAAAAGAAAACUAUGGAGACAUAUCUGAAAGAAAGCUACUAAGGGAACGUCUGAAAUGCAGGAGUUUUAAAUGGUAUUUGAAAAACAUAUUUUCAGAGUUGCAUGUACCGGAAGAUCGUCCUGGCUGGCAUGGUGCUAUCCGCAGCAUAGGCAUUUCGUCAGAAUGCCUAGACUAUGCUUUACCAGAGCAUAAUCCUACAGGGGCUCACCUUUCUCUCUUUGGAUGUCAUGGUCAAGGAGGCAAUCAGUUUUUCGAAUACACAUCGAAUAAGGAGAUUAGGUUUAACUCUGUAACUGAACUAUGUGCCGAAGUCACUGACCAAGAUCUCGUUGGUAUGAGGAGCUGCCCAAAAGAUGAAUCUCCUAUCCCAGAAAACAUUAUUUGGCAUUUCAAAGACGACGGGACUAUUUAUCAUCCGCAGUCCGGAAAGUGCCUUAGUGCUUAUCGUACAACUGAGGGGCGUCCUGACGUGGAAAUGAGAACUUGUAAUUCUGCAGAUAAAAAUCAGAUUUGGAAGUUUGAAGAGUAAUGGUUACUGGUAGUAAGAAUCAAAUGGACUAUAAUCACCAAGGCUUUUACAUACAUGGUGGGCAAAGGGCAACAUUUGAUCGUGAAUGUCUUCAGAAGUGUCUUCCCUGCAGUGAUGUAGAAACUGUUUAGUGCAGUGAACUGUAUGGAAAAACAAAAGUAAAUAGUGGGGUUUAGUUUCUAAAACAUUAAGCCCAGAUCUAGGGCUUUUUAUUUUUGUAGAGUGUUGAUUCGUUAUUUUCUUGUUUUGACCUGCCUUGAUUCUGGGAAAACAAGGCCUGUUUAGUGGGCUGAAGAGGGUUUGUUUUUUUUUUUUAAGCACCAAACCUGCAAGAUCAUCUAUUUUGUAAAAGUAAAGAAUUUAUACCUUCAGAAGUAAAAGCUAAGGUUCUUGCAGCAAUAUUAACCAACCUGUUGUGCAGCUGCGUUAUAACAUGUGUAUCUAACACACUAAACAAUGCUACGGUAGCAUGAGGAUGAGUUGACUUUGAUGCGGAAAGCAGAAUCUGCUUUCUGGAUUCUGGCCUUGGAAUAUUAUGUAAUUUUACUGGUGAAUUUUCAUACAAAUACCUUGCAGUCCUGCCCCUGUGUGGGAAUGCUGAUCUGGCAAGGGUGACUCAGGAAUCUUCGUAUGUUUAGAAACGAGAAGGUAGCAGCAGUGGAAACAAGGACACACUACAGAAAAUAAGUGAAAAGAAAUAGGGAUGGUUAGAAGUAGGAGUUCUGUUGUUACUGGUGAAGCAAAGAGUGCAGACUUGCAUUAGCUACUACUGUUUCUUAGUUAUAUAUUUAUUAUUUACCUAGUCUUUGUCUAAGCUCUUCCACGUUAAGCUUGGCUUCCUAGGGAUACAGAGCUUAUACGACUGUACCAUGUAUCAAUUUUCCCAGCUCAGAGCAAAUUUUGAUUACAUCUUGCAAGCACUUGUACAAGUUUUGAACUGGCAGCGGGGUGAAGGAGGGAAACGCAAAGGAAAAGUUAGGCUAUCUUAUGUUUCCACACGUACUGUAUUUUGGCAACAGCUGGCAGGCCCUAUACCAUAGGUGGAGCUUUGAAAUAAUUGCAGCGUAUGCUGCUUCCUUCUAGUCAUAGCAGUGUCACAGGAGACUUGGGUGAAGUUGGAGUUACUGAGGCAUGGAAAAUUUAAGAGGCAAAAGACAAAUCUUGGGAAACCAGGGUUUGUUAGGUGGCUCACAGGACAUCUUAUUUUGAACGCAUGUAGUAGUAUUCUGUAUCCCGUUAUGCUAAGUGCUGAAGAAUAUUGGUGCUUGAACGGUGUCACUAACUCGUCUUCUUGUGUCUGAGUGUGAUUACAGACAGUAGAUGUGAUCGGUACGUUGUGUACUUGAAAAAAAUCUUGUUUUAGUAUCUAUGUUUUUGCCCAUAUAUUAUUGAGUUGAACAGUUACCUUAAUGUUUCAGGUAUUCCAGCUUUUUUUGAUUACUUUCAUUGAAGUAAUAGAUGUUUUCAGCAGCCACGAUAUAGUAAAUAUUGACAUUGGACUGGUAGGCAGGAACUUGAGCUGGUGAGCAAUAAGAAUGUGGAUAAGCACACUUGAGGAAUGUAAGUACGUUUAAGUUUGCUGUAGGCCUUGGUAGGUAAAAGAGUUAAAAGGAAGCAAAUGACACCUGAAAUGAGUAAGGAUUUGCCACAGAAAGACAAAGCAAAAGUAAAUUAAGAUACGCAUUUGAAUCUAAGUGAUUGGAAAGAGCCGAAAGAUUCGGAUGACUACUGACAAGCAAAUUAAAACAGGCUAAAAUAGAAGGGGAACACAGGAGGAAAAUUUGAGUCUGGGGAUGUAGUGCUGAAUCACAGUAAAAAUGUUUGCCACUGUGUGGCAUGGGUUGUUUUAAGCCUUGAUAACUUAUUUAAAGAGUUACUUGCAAUUUGACUUUUUUUUCUAAGCUGAUUUUUGAGGAAAAAUGGAAAAAUCCUUUACUCUAUAAAGGAGGCAUUCCCAGAAAAUGCAGUUUUCCUAUUGUGACAAGGAAUUCUUGUGUAGACCUGCAAGUUAUGAAUCAUUUAUCAACCUUUAAAAAGACGGCCACCCAUUAUGUACGGGGGCAGGAAAUUAUACCAAGUAUGUGCUUUUGUGAAAAGCUUGCUGUUAACUGUUACGUUACAUAGAAACAAGAGGAAAAAGAUGCAGGUACUUCUACAUAGCAGUCAUCAGUUGUAUAUGCAAUGCAUGCUUCCUCAGAUGAAAGUAAUUCAGCAGUGUGAAUAUCAACUAUGCAGCUUUUUAUACGAUUUUAAAUUUUCUUUAAGACUCGGCAAAAACUAGAUUUUGUGUAAAGAGCUCCUUACGUGCUAAAUAUGACAUUCAAAGUGCUAUAUGAGCAAAAGAAUCUAGGUGAACCCAUCUGUUAAAGUUUGAAGACCUCUUCUCUGCAUGGUUCUGAACCCUUCCUCCUUUGCCCCACCACAUCCCAAUCUAUUUUUGGUUGUUUAAAAACACCAAAGCAAAAAAAAAAAUAUAGAGCAGAAGUAAAUCACCUGACCCUUAAAAAUAUAUAUAUUAUUUCCUCCCGAUAGGAACAAUUUAAACAAAAUAAUAAUUGUGGUAGGUGGCUGGGGAAGGGGGGGAGAGAGAGAAAGAGAGAGAUGGAGGGAGGGAGUAAAGCUACCAUUCCAAGUUCAGCUAGCAUUAAACUUAAUUGUAGCAAUGCUACAGAAAUACUUUAAUCCAAAUGUUUUUCAGUGUGUAAAAGAUUUCUGG